This is a messenger RNA of Notothenia coriiceps (black rockcod), 3360 nucleotides long. It is a transcript of the gene skic2, whose product is annotated as SKI2 subunit of superkiller complex. Gene Ontology annotation, molecular function: RNA helicase activity; ATP binding; RNA binding. NCBI's taxonomy places the organism in Eukaryota, Metazoa, Chordata, Actinopteri, Perciformes, Nototheniidae. The coding region runs from base 70 to 3360 and encodes 1096 amino acids. The transcript is spliced from 26 exons. Gene Ontology annotation, biological process: nuclear-transcribed mRNA catabolic process, 3'-5' exonucleolytic nonsense-mediated decay. The record is from RefSeq and is a predicted model, not a curated record. Gene Ontology annotation, cellular component: Ski complex.
GCAACUUCCGAAGCGACAGCAACUGUUGGUGGCAACUUUUAGCUUUCACUUGAGAGUGGGACUGGGAACAUGGACAGAAUAAAUGUGCCCCCCGCGGGCCCCAUGGACCUGCCGCUGUCCCUGCUGGAGAUGGGAUGCUCCGGCCGGUUUGAGCUCAUCACACACCCUGUACCUGACCAGCCUUUAGCUCCACAGAGCACGCUCCCUCACGGGCUUCCUCCCACCAGCCUGAGCCUGGAGACAGAAGUAGAGAAACAGUUUUUACGGGACGCUGCCUGGCUUCCUAUUCAUGACACUGACUUUGCCUUCCAGAAGUUUCUCAAGGUGACCCAGAGAGAAGUGAAUGUCAACUCUCUGAUCCACUGCUCUCCGUCUGCUCUUCACUCGGGUGUCUCUGUCGUCAGAGAUCCAACCACAGGGAUGCUGCUGGACUUCACAGAGGUCUUACUGGAGAACACUAGCCUGUCAGCAAAGAACUCACUUUCAUUCCAACGCCAACCUGGUCCUCCUGCAGAGAGCCUGCGAGGAAGCAACACUAAUUACCCCUUCCUCCCCGGAGGAAUGGACGAGCUUACUCUGGAGCAAAUCAAGAAGACAUCUGAACUGGAGGAGGAAAUAGAUUUUGAGAAUGAUUUACUCAAAGUUCCACCUGGACUUAAAGCAGGGAUGGAUUUCACUGACAAAGAAGCCAAGAUUGCAAAGGCAGAGGUCAACCUCAUGUCCCUGCUGUCCACAUUGGAUAUAACUGACCUGCAGCCUGAGGCAGAGGAGAAAGAGGAAAGCAAAGGAAGUGAGGAAGCUCCAAAACUUCCCAGAACAAACAGCCUGGAAGACCUGGGAGUCAAGGAUGUUGUGUCAUCCUCGGCUCCCUCAGAGAAAGGGAACGAUGACAAAUCAAAGCCAAAAGAGAACCCAGAGGAAAAUAAGAAAUGGGCCAUCCCUGUCAACAUAAGUGCACCCUGCGAUGAUUUCUAUAAACGCAUCCCCAACCCAGCUUUCAAGUGGCCGUUUGAGCUGGACGUCUUCCAGAAACAAGCUGUUCUGCUGCUGGAGGCUCACGACUCCGUGUUUGUAGCUGCACACACGUCAGCUGGCAAAACAGUGGUGGCCGAAUACGCCAUCGCUCUCUCACAGAAACACAUGACAAGGACCAUCUACACCUCUCCAAUCAAAGCCUUGUCCAAUCAGAAGUUCAGAGACUUUAAGCAAACGUUCGGAGAUGUUGGACUGCUGACGGGCGACGUCCAGAUCAGUCCUGAAUCUUCAUGUCUCAUCAUGACUACUGAGAUCCUCCGGUCCAUGCUUUACAACGGCUCAGAGGUCAUCAGAGACUUGGAGUGGGUGAUCUUUGACGAGGUUCACUACAUCAACGAUGCCGAGAGAGGGGUUGUGUGGGAGGAGGUUUUGAUUAUGCUUCCUGAUCACGUCAGCAUCAUCCUCCUCAGCGCCACAGUGCCCAACGCUCUGGAGUUUAGCGAGUGGAUCGGACGUAUAAAAAAGAAGCAUAUUUAUGUGAUCAGCACAAUGAAGAGACCUGUGCCUUUGGAGCAUUAUCUGUACACUGGAAACAGCACCAAGACUCAGAAAGAGAUGUUCCUGCUGGUGGAUCCUACCGGAAACUUCCUCACUAAAGGGUAUUACGCAGCUAUCGAUGCCAAGAAGGAGCGCACCAGCAAACAUGCCCAAUCUUUUGGUGCAAAAGGUACUUCCCACAACACUUCGGCUAGUCAGGACCGCUCGGUGUGGCUCACUCUCCUGCACUUCCUGUCCCAGCGGCAGCAGACGCCGGUGGUUGCGUUCACCUUCUCUCGUACAAGGUGUGAUGACAACGCCCGCUCGCUGGACUCCAUGGACAUGACCACCUCCAUAGAGAAGGCCGAGAUCCACUCCUUCUUCCAGAAGAGUGUGAGUCGCCUGCGAGGAGCAGACCGGCAGCUGCCUCAGAUCUUGCUCAUGAGAGAUCUGUUGAAGAGAGGAGUAGCAGUCCAUCACAGCGGGAUCCUGCCGAUACUGAAGGAGGUCAUUGAGAUGCUCUUCUCACGAGGUCUUGUAAAGGUGCUGUUUGCCACCGAGACGUUUGCCAUGGGAGUGAACAUGCCUGCCAGGACUGUGGUGUUCGACAGCAUCAGGAAACACGAUGGGACCGGCUUCAGAAAUCUGCUCCCAGGCGAGUAUAUCCAGAUGGCGGGCAGAGCAGGACGGAGAGGUCUGGACGCCACGGGCACCGUCAUCAUCCUGUGCAAAGCUGGGGUUCAUGAGAUGGGAGACCUGCAUGUCAUGAUGCUGGGUAAACCCACCACCCUCCAGUCCCAGUUCAGACUGACCUACACGAUGAUCCUCAACCUGCUGCGAGUCGAAGCCCUCCGUGUGACCGACAUGAUGAGGAGGAGCUUUUCUGAAAACCACAGGGACACUCAGACCAGUGAGAUUAGGAUAAGCCAGCUGAAGAAGACGCUGUCCUCUCUGCCUCCUCUGGACAAUGAAGGCCAGCUGUCCGACAUGUUGCCUUACUACCACACCGUUACAGAGCUACGAACCACCAAUGAGGCCUUGCAGCGCGCUAUUCUGGAGUCUGUCAACGGGCUGAAAGCUCUGUCUGUGGGUCGAGUUGUGGUGGUGAACAACAAGCAGCACCUCAACGCUCUGGGAGUUAUCCUACAGGUGUCGAAUGACUCUGUGAAUCGCACAUUCACAGCUCUUGUCAUCUGUGAGAAGGGCGAAGAGGAAGGAAAAGGAAACAACAACUCUUUCCCUCACCUCUACAACACAGCUCUCUUCAUACCUGAAGGCCCUUGCAGUCACACAGUGCAGAAGUUAAAGCUUCAGGACAUCUCAGCCAUCACAGUGAAAACCCUCAAAGUGAUUCCUGACCGGAUUAUCGACAACUACAGCAAGAGGCAACAGCCACGAUUCAGGCUGGAUCCUCCUGGCCAAGCCAUCUCCACGACUACCCAGGAGCUCCUGCGAUUGGCCGAAGCCAAUCCUAGCGGCAUGGCGGCCCUCGACCCUGUGAACGACCUCCAGUUGAAGAGCAUGGAUGUGGUGGAGGACACCAUGAGGCUCCGUGUGCUGCGAGAUAGCCUCAAAGAGUUCAACUGCAUCCAUUCGCCAACGUUUGCAGAGCAGGUGUGUGUGUGUGUGUGUGUCCGGUGGGAGGGGAUCCGUAGGCCCACACGCUCCGGGCCUCAGGGUCAUCAGCGCUGGAAGUCCAGACGCGCAGACCUGUGUGCUGGACCUCUCCUGUCCGCCCGGACGCGCGAGGAGGAGGUACCAGACAACGAGGCGUCCUCGUCGUCUUCCCUCCUCCGAUUUGGCCGAACUGUCACUCGGAAAUUAUCCCCACUCGAUGUCGGUGCUUAG